AUGUACAUACGUAAUAAAAAGUACAAUGCGCUAGACCCACUCGCUCCAACUUUUCUGAUAGUAAAACUAGAAGAUAAUUACUUUCGGAUACCGACCUCGCUGAGCGUGUUCAUGAUGAAGGAACCACCGCCGAACGAAGAAACGAACGGCGAACCUUCGUUGAAAGACACCAACCAAUCCUCCAGAACGAACCAAACCGAGGAGAGAAAGAACGACAAGGUGGUAUCCAGCGGUGGUGAUCAGUUCGAAGAUCUCGAGGACACACCACUCGACUUCCGAAAGAUGCAAGAACAGGAGAGGAACAAACCGGGCGGCAAGCAACAGCAACAAAUGCCGAAGAAGAAGCUUCACACCUGCGAGAUCUGUUACGCGACGUUCGAUCGAAAGAGCAAACACACCAGGCACAUGUACAAGCACAGCAACUCGAGGCCGCACAAGUGUGCCAUUUGCACCAAGUGCUUCAAAACCACUGCCCACCUGUCCAGACACAUGGAGGUGCACGACGAGCCGGUGAAACUGCACGCUUGCAAUCUCUGCGACUUCAAGGCGCGCACGAAACCCUACCUGAAGAUCCACUACAUCAGGAAGCACACGGAGGACUACAAUUACAAGUGCGAACAAUGCGGCAAGAUGUUCAAGGUCCAGUCGGAUUAUACGACACACGUGAAGGAUCACGACUCGGAGUCGUGCGUCUGCGACAUCUGCGGCUCGUCUUAUCCCAGCAAGAGCUCCCUGUACUUUCACAAACACUACAAGCACAAGACGAAGGUGAAGAAGUUUCAGUGUCUGACGUGUAAGAAGAAGUUCAAAACGCAGAAGAACCUGGACAAUCACAUGGAACUGCACAAGAUAAAGUACGUCUGCGAGCAAUGCGGAAUGGAGUUCAAGACGAAGUACGGGUUGACCAAGCACCUGAGGACUCAUUCGGGGGAGAAAUCUUAUUUGUGCGCUAUCUGCGGGAAGACGUUCGGCUGUCUGAGCUCGCAGAAGAUUCAUCUGUUGACGCACGUCGGGGAGAGACCGUACGUUUGCGAUAUCUGCGGCCAGAGCUUCACGCAGAGGUCGCCGAUGAUGUUGCAUCGAAGGAAGCAUCCUGGGAUGCAUCCUCCGCCUCCGCCUAUCAAAAUCACGAACCUGCUGCACGGUGUACAGGACAAAAUAAUCGUGAACAAGAGCGGCAAGUAA
This is a messenger RNA of Habropoda laboriosa, 1185 nucleotides long. Its product is annotated as zinc finger protein 557-like. Bases 1 to 1185 code for a protein of 394 amino acids. Lineage: Eukaryota; Metazoa; Arthropoda; Insecta; Hymenoptera; Apidae. The record is from RefSeq and is a predicted model, not a curated record. The transcript is spliced from 2 exons.